Messenger RNA from Racocetra persica, 137 nucleotides. The record is from the annotation of a GenBank genome assembly. NCBI's taxonomy places the organism in Eukaryota, Fungi, Glomeromycota, Glomeromycetes, Diversisporales, Gigasporaceae.
AUGAAAAAAAUUAUUCCGCAACCCGUUGUUCCAAAAACAGAAGAAGUUGGACAAUUGGAACAAGAACAAAAAUUAUCAGAAGAGCAGAAAGUUGUUUUUAUUGAAAGAAAAAACGAUGCAUCUUCAUCUGAAAAAAA